UCUGUGUUAAUGAAUGCAAUAAAUCCAUGAUUGUGUCUGAUGUUGGUGCCGCAACACCUGAACAGAAACAUCCUGAUGGAAACUGAAACCGAUGAGAGGAAGUGUGAGGAGGAGGAGGAGGAAGUCAGCGAGAGGAAGUUUGGAUGUGAUGAGGAUCUGAAAGGCCGUUGAAGUCAAAGGAACGUCUGAGUUGAUUGUCGUGGAUUUACCGCAAAUUUUAACUUUAAGUUUCUAAACUCGAGCUGAAAGGAGUCGGGAAGCUGAUGAUGGUUCUGCAGGAGGUAGGUGUUCUCCAGUCACUUCACCAAUUCAGAUGAUUUAAUCUGGCUUAGUUUGGGUCUGUUCAGUUUAACCCAUCCGGUUUAUGUUCAGAGCCACAAACCGGUUAUUAGUUUCACCUCUCAGAACUCAUCAUCUGUUGCUUUAACUUAUCAACCCAAACCGGUUCAGUCUGGUUGCAUUUAGCUGCAUAAAACACAGAUUUAUUUCAGAUUAUUUUGUUUUUUUAGUAAGAAUUUUACUAACAACUGGAAGUAUGAGUAGAAUAUGUGUAAAAGUUUGUAAUCAUUGACAAUAAAGUUGAUUCUGAUGAUGUUUUUUUAGAAAUGGAUUUUGGGUUAGUCUAUUUGCGUCCACCAGGGGGCGCUGUGACCCGCUUCCAUGCUUUCAUUAUUUUUAAUAGAUAAAUAAUAAAUGAAACGUCAUAAAGUUAAACAAAUAAAGUGUAAUAUAUAUAUAUAGCGGUCAACGGGCAACUUGGCGGGGUACACCCUGGACAGAGAGCCAGUCCAUCGCAGGGCAACACAGAGACACACAGGACAAACAAUCACACACACACACACACACACACACACCAUAGACAGACCAGUUAACCUAACAGUCGUGUUUUUGGACUGUGGGAGGAAGCCAGAGCACCCGGAGAGAACCCACCAUGCACAGGGAGAACAUGCUAACUCCAUGCAGAAAGAUCCCAGGCUGGGAAGCGAACCCAGGACCUUCUCGCUGCAAGGCAACCGCUAUAACCACUGUGCCACUGCGCAGCCCGUUAUGAGAACAUUUGGUGUUUAAUCCUUCAACUCCCACACAAUAAAUGAGCAUUUAUUUAUUUGAGUCAUUUGAAGGAAUAAGGAUUAUAAUUUAUUAUGAGAUGAUAAUUUUGAAUUCAAGCAUCUGCUUUAUUUAAAAUAAAUUCAAAUCAAAGAUGCUUUAUCAAUCCCAGAGGGAAAUUAGAGUUUCAGUACACACAAUUCUGAGAUCAGACAUACAUACAUAGACACAUGACAAGAAUUGGUGACUGUGGUCAUUCGCAACCCGAGUAGCGCUACCUUAAUAGAGAUCAGAGGGUUACAUGAGGAUUGGUUCAGGUGGAGGGAAAAAGGCACUUCAGAGUUACCCUCCACAGGGAGGGCAGCUUUGCUCUGCAAAAAACACCUCAAACAGAAAUGCAACAGACUUCAGACAUUACACAACAUAAGUGUCCACUAGGUGGGGAGGUGGGUUCGAGACUCCACACAUCAGUGCAUGUAGCCGCAUGGAGCAGCGCUCGUCACCUCCGUUUGGAGAGGGGAGGGAGAUAAUGGGUUAGAGAGCACAGUGACUCCUGGAAACGAUUCAACUGCCUUCACCGGUCGCAGUCCCGCUCAGGCUGGGAUAGGGAUAGAGUUACCAUGGCGACGGCAGCAUUCCACAUUUCUUCUGAGGGGGUAGUUUUCACUUCAGCCUCACAGGCUCAAGGGCACCAGAUUCAGAUAAGAACCUGUUUUGGGUACAGACAGAGAUAAUUUCCGCUCUGUCUUAGUGUUCUGUUGGUCUCCAACCCCUCCAGGUCCAAUAAUAGCAUAAUUAAUCUAUCCCAACCGUGCUGUCCCAUCAACUCGCUCCUUGAUCGAAUCCACCUUCUGUGCCAGAGUCCGAAUCUCAGCCUAAGUUCCAAGCUUACGACUCAUCUAGACAAUUAUAUGAGUUUGUGCGUUCACAGCGCGGUAUAAUCCAUCCCUGAGCUCCGGGAUUGAGCCAAUAUUCCUCGACAGCUCGUAAAUUUUCUGGUAAGCCAGGUAACCGCUCAGGCCAACAGCAGGAAUCCCGACAUCAACACAACGAAUAUCCAGACGUCUUCAGAAUCCUCUACAGACACCUGAGAGAGGCAGAUCAGGUUCCGCUGUUUCCAGGAGUCCAUGAUAUACCCAGCUGGCUCUGUCCCAGAGGGGCAUCCGGGAGCCCCUUCUCCCGUUCUCAUCGUUGAAAUGAUUUUGUCAAUCGCGUUGAGAGACCAACUAGCCAGGUCCAUUUUUAAUCAUUUCCAGUUUCCAGAAAAUAUGCUGAAAGAGCAGAGCACAGGCAGACAGGACUGAGAGCCUUGGGAGGAGGAGGAGGGAGGGGAGAAAAAACAGCGUCUGUACCCUAACCCUAACCCUUUCCAUCUAUUAAAUUCCAGAAUGAUAUUCUAAUCAAUAUUCAAUAAUAAGUAAACAACAUUGGCCCGUUGCACCUGAAGAUCCUCCACCAGGGGGCAGCAGACGUAUUCAGGGCUGCAUGUGGCGGGUUUGUGGUGAAGGUUCUGAUCCUGAUGCUCCUUCUGGAGGCUUUAGGGCCAGAAGGGACUAACGUUCUUUACCAGGUGGUUUACCCACAGUUUAAAGAUGAAACAUGUUUCUCUGGAUUAAAGUUGAACCUAAAGUAAAAGAAUCAGCUGUAGGACCUCCCAGCUGAGGAAAGGCUGAGAAGCGAGGACAAAGUUCAGAUUGAGUGACGUGCAGACGAGUGCUGAGGAGGCCUUGUGGCAGGAAGAGAGCUGGUGGAGGAUGCAGAAGUGGUGUGAGCGUUUAAAGAUAAACUCCAGCUAUUUAUACGGAGGCUGAGUGACAGGAUGACGUGCUGCAGCUUGUAGACCGCAGCUCUGGGUGAGUUUGGUAAGCCUGGGCUGCAGCAGAGGUCACGCCCACAGCAGCGUCUGAGCUCAGACUUCUUCUUCUUCUUCCUCCUCGAGCCGUUUCUGUUUCCCUCGGCCGCCCUGUCUUUUGUUUCUGUGUGUUUGCUGAGCGCAGGCAGGGAUGGCGGAGCUGGAGGGUUUGGAGUUUGGGAAGUCUGACUUUGUCCUGCUGGAUGAGGUCACCAUGGAGCAGUUCAUGGACAACUUGAAGUUAAGGUAAGAACUGAGGUCAAAGGUUACCUGAAAAGAUCAGAAAAAUGUUCCCGUUCUUCUUUGAGUUCCUGCGUACGGUCGGUCACAUCCUCCACGAUGAAGAUAAACAUCCAAACCGUCACAAACAAAUACUUUGACUCUUGAGGUUGAGGGAGGACUCUCGAGUCAGCUCAGCCUCAUCGUUCCCGCUCAGCCUCAUCGUUCCCGCUCAGCCUCAUCGUUCCCGCUCGGACUCAGAUGUCCUCGUCAGAUCAGACAAACUUUGUCUGCAGUUGUUGAAGCCAGAGACAGGAGCUGCCACGAUGGUUCUGCUCUCAGGUGUUCAGAUUUCAGAUCACUCUCACUUCCUCUGAGUUGUCUCGGCUAUCAGACACGUCACACAUUGUCCUGGAGCUGGCCGGAGCCACAAGAACUCCCAAACCAGCCUGAUCAGACUCGCCCGGUGUUGAGCACGGAAACACGUGCACUCACCUCCUGCUGCAGCGGGGACCUCAUUCCCCCGGAGUCCGACUCCAGAAGCCUGAUUGGACAGAAGUUUCUGACUUGGACGGAGACGAUCUGUUGAAAUCAGACGUGAAUGUUCUCCACUUGUUGUUUCAGAAGGCGGACACGACUCUCGGAGGGGUUAGUGGAAUAGUUCCGACACGUCAGAGGUAAAGUCCCAGAGAUUCUCAAAGGAGUUCCCCAAAUGUCUCCAAAUGAAACCCAGAAGCUGUCUGAAGACAUGCAAGACAGCUUUGGGAGGACUUGGAGACCAAAUCACAAACAAACAAAGACAUUUUGUGACUCAGUUGCAAAAAGAAAAUGUAAACAACUUUGUUUGUAAUGACAUAAUUUUCUCAUCGUGACUGGAUUAUAGAAACUUGUAGCUGAUGUGUGUACGGAGUCAGUGCGACUGCAGCAGAACGAUCCGAACGGAAAUCAUCCUGAUGAUGGGAUGGAAGAACAGCACCGGAAUCCUAAUGACCAGGUUGGAGUUGAAGAACGUCCUCUUUAACGAGAUCCAGACGUCAACAUCCCAUAAAGACGUGCUGUCUCCGCAGGCUGCCACCGUAGGCCCCGCCCACUCACCUGCACACAUUCUGGUUGUUUCGAAAGCAUCAAGUAACUUAUUACUACUGUUAGGAGAGUUAAUAAUUGAUGGUUCAAGGAGGCGGGGCUUAAAACUGCAGCCAGCCACUAGGGGGUGUAUUGGUUUGAUAGUUUUAUGAAUGUGGCCAAUGGGUUUAGGGCCCAGUGGGGUCCUGUUCUGGCCUACCGCUGCUCUAACCCACCUGAUCCCGGUCCUCAGCAUGUCUGCAGGUGCAUCAGAAACCUGAAUUACCUGUAGAUUUAUGUCAGGUGUGUUGAAGCAGAACAACAUCUGAAACAGGUGAAUUUUCCCCUCCUGAUGCAGGAAGAUCAGUGGCCCAGAUCUGGUUUAUGCUGCUGGUAACAUGAAGCCUGUGAGUUAAACAGGUUGUUUUUUUAUCAGAACCAAAGCUUUACUUCAAAAACGUGUCCAGGUAAAAAAAAAAAAACACCUGCAGACAAAUCAGUCCUGGCUGAUUUCUGUGGGACGCAUGCAUUUUUACUGUAAAUCCAAGCUGUCUGAGUGAGUCUUGGGUCUUUCAACAGGAAGGUGACCCCUGACACCGUGUUCCUACAGCUGAUGCUCAGACGUGCCACACACAUCUCACGUAGUUUGUAAUUUAUCUGCUCCAUCAGGCCUGUGGCAUCUACGUUUACUCCUCCCAGAACAAAAAAGAGAGUUGCACGGGGACCACACCCUUCAAACCACAUGUUUCAUUUCCUGUUCUCAGUGAACAACCUCUUGUGUCACUUCCUGUCAUCUCUGCAUGACAUCAAGGUGUGAGACAGCCUCUGAAAACUUCAGAUCGGGUUUUUUUUUAGUGGUUUGAGAGUCAUGUGAGACGUGGGCGUGCUGAAGCUGGGGUGUGACCCGAGGACAGCAUAUUCAUGAUAAAAGACGUGGAAGCUUCCGGUGGAACAACAGCAGCUGUGUGAUGGUGUGUUUUUUCUGAGCAGGUUUGAGAAGGGCCGGAUCUACACCUACAUCGGGGAGGUGGUCGUCUCUGUUAACCCGUACAGAGAGAUGGACAUUUAUGGCAAAGAUACCAUAGAUGCAUACCGAGGCCGGGAGCUGUACGAGAACCCUCCUCACCUGUACGCCGUGUCUGAUGCCGCUUAUAAGGCCAUGAAAAGACGAGCCAAAGACACCUGCAUCGUCAUCUCAGGCGAAAGUGGAGCUGGAAAAACAGAAGCCAGUAAACACAUCAUGCAGUACAUCGCAGCCAUCACCAACCCCAGCCAGAAGGCGGAGGUGGAGAGUGUGAAGAACGUGCUGCUGAAGUCCAACUGUGUUCUGGAGGCUUUUGGGAACGCCAAAACCAACCGCAACGACAACUCCAGCCGCUUCGGCAAAUACAUGGACAUUAACUUUAACUUCAACGGCGAUCCCACGGGAGGACACAUCAACAAUUACCUGCUGGAGAAGUCCAGGGUGGUCCAGCAGCAUGAGGGGGAGAGGAACUUCCACUCCUUCUAUCAGCUGCUGCGUGGAGGAUCCGAGGAGAUGCUGAAGUCGUGUCACCUGCACAACGAUCCGGCGCUCUACCUGUACACCAGAGAGGGCUCUGCGGCCACCACUUCCAACAACGAUCGGAUGAACCACAAGGCGGUGAUGAGUGCACUGGAUGCGAUUGGCUUCUUGCCGGAGGAGAUCCGCUCUAUUAACCAGAUCCUGGCUUCUAUUUUACACCUGGGAAACGUUUCCUUUGCGAGCGACGGCGAGAACAUUAAGAUCCUGGGUCUGGACUCGGUGAAGCACAUCUCGGAGCUGACGGCUACGGAUCCUGACAGCGUCAGUAAGAGCCUGCUGUUCCGGACGGUCGCCACCGGCGGCGGGGAGGUCAUUGAAAAGGGUCACACGGAACAGGACGCCUGCUUUGGGCGGAACGCCUUCGCUAAGGCGCUCUACGAGAGGCUCUUUGGUUGGAUUGUGAGCCGCAUCAACGGCAUCAUAGAAGUGAAAGACUACAACCCAGUGCUUCACGGGAAGAACACCGUCAUCGGUGUUCUGGACAUCUACGGCUUCGAGAUCUUUGACAGCAACAGUUUUGAACAGUUCUGCAUCAAUUACUGCAACGAGAAGCUGCAGCAGCUCUUCAUCGAGCUGAUCCUCCAGCAGGAGCAGGACGAGUACCAGAGAGAGGGCAUCACCUGGCAGCACAUCGACUACUUCAACAACCAGAUCAUCGUGGGCCUGGUGGAGCAGCAGCACAAAGGCAUCAUCUCCAUCUUGGACGAAGCCUGCCUGACGGUCGGUAACGUCACUGACACGGUCUGUCUGGAGAGCAUGAACACCAAACUGGCUCAGCAUCCUCACUACACGUCCAGAAAGUUCAACCCUUCGGACAAAUCCAUGGACUUCCAGAAACACUUCCGUAUUCGCCACUAUGCUGGAGAUGUCACAUAUUCAGUCGAUGGUUUUCUAGAAAAAAACAAGGAUUUGCUUUUCCAAGACUUCAAACGUCUCAUGUACAACAGCACUAAUCCAGUCCUGAAGGAAAUGUGGCCCGAUGGUCAGCUGAGCAUCACCGAGGUGACCAAGAGGCCUCUGACUGCAGCAACUCUCUUCAAGAACUCCAUUGUGGCUUUGGUCGAUAAACUGGCCUGUAAGGAGCCGUACUACGUCAGAUGCAUUAAGCCCAACGAGAUGAAAUCCCCGGUGUUGUUUGACGACGCUCGCUGCGAGCACCAGGUGGCGUACCUGGGCCUGCUGGAGAACGUGAUGGUUCGCAGGGCGGGUUUCGCCUACAGGCAGCUGUACGCCCGCUUCCUGCAGCGGUACAAGAUGACCUGUGAAUACACCUGGCCCAACCACCUGAUGUCCUCAGACCGGGAGGCCGUGGAGGCCAUCAUCACGCAGCACGGUUUCCACGACGACGUGGCGUACGGGCACACCAAGCUGUUUGUGCGAACGCCGCGGUCUCUUUUCACCCUGGAGCAGGAGCGAGCCGCCCUCCUCCCCAUCCUGGUGCUGUUCCUGCAGAAGGUGUGGCGAGGCGCUCUGGCCCGUCUGAGGUGCCGACGGAUGAGAGCCAUCUACACCAUCAUGGGCUGCUACAAGCGCUACAAGGUCAAAGCCCACUUCUGGGAGGUGGAGCGGCGAUUUGCAAACGUGAGAACCAUGGCGGAUUAUGGGAGGAGCGUGCAGUGGCCGACUCCUCCUGCAGCUCUGGCUUCGUUUCACAGAAUCACAAACACGCUGCAUCGCAGGUGGUGGGCGAGGCAGAUCGUGAAGAACAUCCCUCCGUCCGACAUGCUGGAGGUCCGCGCCAAAGUGGCGGCUCUGACCUCUCUGAGUGGUGAGAGGAAGGACUGGGGAGUGGGCCGAGCCUGGGAGAGGGACUACCUGUCCAACGUGAGGGACUGUCCUCAGACCAGUUCUGGGUUUGUUCGAGUUUCCAGAGAGCUGAAGAACAAAGACGGCUACGGUCAGGUGGUCUUCUCCGGCUUCUGUAGGAAGGUGAACCGGUUCAACAAAAGCACGGACCGAGCUCUCCUCAUCACAGACCAGUUCGUCUACAAACUAGAACCAAGGAAGCAGUUCAAGGUUCUGAAGAGGGUUCCUCUGGACCUGUUUACUGGGCUGAGCGUGACCAGUGGGGUGGACCAGAUGGCGGUGCUCCACACGUCCUCCCAUGAUGACGUCCUGAUGUGUCUGCAGCCAGGAGAGCUGUGUCCCAACCAGGACCGGGUGGGCGAGCUGGUGGGCGUGCUAGUGGACCACUUCUCACGCGACUGUCCUCGAUGUUUCCGUCUCGCUGUCGGCCGCAACGCCGCCCGGCCCGUCUGCUCUUCUCAGAUUUUGAAACCAGAGUACCAGACCUCAGGUCCACAGCCUCCUCCGUGUGAAAGCACACCCUCCGGCCCAGAACAGCCUCGUGACCUCUGGGCUCGUCUGUUCAACGUGAAAAAUCUGCGUCUUCUCACUGACGCGGAGCUGUCGGCUCCCUUCAGACGAGGAAGACGAGCAGUGUUUCUAACUCGGCUGUUCGGGGACCUUCAGGUUGGGCGGCGGCGCCGUUGGGUCGGCCUGAUGGAGAUCUGGUGUUUUCAUUAGAGCCGAGGAACCCGUUCGGAUGCACCACGGGCGUUUGAGACGCUGGCUUUGCAUGUGAAGUCAUGUCUUGGUUUAGAAAGCCGUGGAUGUUGUUGUGACUGACUUUUUCCCAGAAUGCCCCCUGACGAGACUCGGGACGCGGGCUGCAGCUAGUGGAGAGGGACCUGCUGGGCCCGAUGACGCUGAUGGGUCCGGAACGGUCCGUUUCACGUGAAGGUGUGCUGCUCAGCUCUGCAGCUCCAGAUGAGAGGAAGACCCAAAAGCGUCACCGUGGAAACCAAGCCGGGUCAGACCAUUACAGACUUCAAGAAG
Molecule: messenger RNA, 8582 nt
Organism: Nothobranchius furzeri (turquoise killifish)
Lineage: Eukaryota; Metazoa; Chordata; Actinopteri; Cyprinodontiformes; Nothobranchiidae
Source: RefSeq, a predicted model, not a curated record